CACAAAAGAAGGAGGGAGAGGGGCAUCCGUCCUUAUUUGAAGGUUCAUGCUACUAGAAUUAGUUAUUCCCAGUUUUGGAACACCGCUUGCAUUUUUGGUGGAUGCUCCCAGGUCCUGAGAUGAAAUUUAGCUUCAGACAGCCCAGAUUCAAUUCUUGCAGAGCCUGAGUGCCAAGCCUGACUUCCUCCUAUCUGGAAUGCUUUCUGCAGGAAAAGCUGGAUACAUUUUCUUGAAAUAAUUUUAAUGGAUACCAAGUUUUGUUUGCUUCUAUUAUCUGCCUGCUGCUUCUUGAAGUGGAUAUAAUACAUAUUACCAUGAAAAGCAGGAAGGAUUAAAAGUUACAAUAUUUCAAAGAAGAGACUUUUUUUUGCAUCAGAAUUCACCUUCUGCAGAAUUCACUUGCGCAGCCUGAGAGAGUGUAACAUUCUUCACUGGACGUUAUGAUUUAUUGGCAGAAACCUGAAGAUGAGCUGUAACUAUAGCUGCCGUUAUACAGGAACUCAAGGGAAAAAAAAACUGAGCAAAAUGUACAACGGGAUUCAUUUAUGGCUCAUCCUUGCGGUUAUUAUAUUUGUGCCACAGAAUGCUCUCUCGUGCCCACAUCCAUGUGCCUGCUACGUCAACUCCGAGGUCCAUUGUACCUUCCGCUCCUUAGCGGCAGUGCCAUCGCGAAUACCAAAACAUGUGGAAAGAAUCAAUUUGGGAUUCAACAGUAUCCAAUCUAUUGGGGAGGAUUCAUUCGCAGGAUUAUCAAAACUAGAGUUACUUUUGAUCCAUAGUAAUGAUGUCCGCAAUGUUCCCAACGGUGCUUUUAGAGAUCUGGUUUCUUUACAGGUGUUCAAAAUGAGCUACAACAAGCUGAAAACGAUUACCAGUCACACCCUCCAUGGUCUUUUGGGCUUAACAAGGCUGCACAUUGACCAUAACCAAAUUGAAUUCAUACACCCCAAUGCGUUCAAUGGUUUAAUGUCUUUAAGACUUCUUCAUUUAGAAGGAAACUUGCUUCAACAGCUACAUGCCAACACAUUUUGCACCUUCAAUUUCUUAGGUUAUUUCCGACAGUCUACGUUAAAACACCUUUAUUUAUCAGAAAACAUGAUUCAGUCACUGCCUGCAGACAUGAUAAAAACAAUGCCAUUACUGGAAAAUCUCUACCUUCAUGGUAACCCAUGGGUCUGUGAUUGUAACAUCAAGUGGUUACUUGACUGGACUGAGCAAACAGAUGGCAUUCUUAAAUGUAAGAAAGACAGAUCAUAUGAAAAUGGGCAGCUGUGCCCUACAUGCUCUUCUCCAAAGCAUCUGCAAAAUCGGGAAAUCCAGAGUCUGAAAGAUGCUUACUGUUCUAGACCUGUGAUAUACUCAGCACUUCGAGACAACAGUAGUUAUGCCUACACAGAAGAAGAGAAUGGGAAUGAUCCACCAGCAGCAGAGUCUUAUCAUAACCUGCUAGGGAAAGUCAUAUUAAAUAUGACUGACGAGCAUGGGAACAAAGUAAAUUUGGACUGUGACAUGAUAAAGCCAGCAGACUUCAGCAAAAUUACUUGGAAUCAACAUCAUCCAGAGGAAAUUGAUAUCAAUGCCACAUUUAGUCUUGAUUUUGAAUGCCCAAUGAAUCGAGAAAACUAUGAAAAAUUAUGGAAGCUUAUAGCCUAUUAUAGCGAAGUACCUGUAAAGCUGGAAAGGGAAUUACAGUUUAAUGACAGUCCCAAAAUGACUUACAGAUACAGACAGAAUGUAGACCAUGACUCAUAUUAUUAUACAGGUGUUAAAGCUCUAAUAUCAUCAGAUCCAUCUUGGAUAAUGCAAACAACUGUCAACAUCCAGUUAAAUAGAAAGAUGAGUACUGCUAAGAAAGUCACUUUAUCUUUUUCUACACAAUUUGCAGAGUCUAUACACACAAAGGAGAUACAGUAUACUCAGAAUAAUUGGGUGUUGAUUGAGAAAAAUGAAAAAGUGAAGACAUCAUGCACUGCAGUUAAAGGAACUCUCUGUCAGCUGAACUGCCAUGUAAAGUCAUCUGAAAUCCCCUCGAUUGAAUGGAGUCUUCCAGAUGGAACAAUACUCAAAGCACCAUACAAUAGCCCAGAAAGCAGAUUUUCCGUUUCUCCCAGUGGACAGUUAGUUAUAAAAGAAGCAGAUUUCCCAGAUUCUGGAUUGUAUUAUUGCAUUGCUCGAGUAAAGCAUGAAGUGGAUAUGCAGCUAUUUAGAGUCACAGUGCAGUCAUCAUCAAGUGAUGUAGCUGAGAAUCAUAUUCAUGUUCUUACAAGGAAUGUAGGGGAUCCCAUAGCCUUGGCUUGCAAUGUAGUGGGGAAUCCAGAUGCUGAUGUGAACUGGAUUUUGCCUAAUAAUAAAAUUAUUGAUGCAUCAGUAAAUAAUACAGGUCUAUAUCUUUUAAAUAAUGGUUCAUUAGCAAUUAUAAAUGCCAAACUUAGUGACAGUGGCUUGUACAGAUGCAUAGGUAUUAAUCAGCAUGGGACAGACCACUACAGCGUUCAAGUAGAAAUAAACAGAAAAGUAUCUGAAAAACCUUAUCAAAUAAUAAAAACUAAAAAACAGCCUUCUUUUGAAGUUCCAACAAAGCCCAAGUAUAAUGUGAUAGAUGAUGAUGGUGGCUCAGGGGAAAAGGAUACUCAAGAAGAGUCAGGUAAAUAUAACGUCAAAAAUGGUGCAAGACCGGUAAAGAAAAUUGGUUCAGCUUCAACUAAAGUUCGUGUUAAACAAAACAGAAAGGACAGAAGGAAAAUGAAACCUUGGAAAGGUACAGAAAGAUCAAAAGGGAGCAAUAUUGCCGAAGGUCGAAGGAAGUUUGAAUCAAGAAGGAGAAUUAAUAUGGGGAAUAAACAGAUUGAUCCACAACAAUGGGCCAAUAUUCUAGCAAAGGUUAGAGGGAAAAAUCUUCAAAGAACAACAGAAUUUCCACUUGCCACACAAGCCACUCCCACUUCUGCAUUACGGCAUAAACCUACACCCCCUUCGUCUAUUGCUAUGCCUCCACCUGCAAAAGAAUCAGAACCUUAUGUAGAAGAAACAUCCGCAGAUGAAGAAGAAUUAUUACAUAUAACUUCUUCCCCAACAAUAGCACAAGGAAUCUCUGAUGUCACAGUAUCCCCUAAUGACAGAAUUGUAACUGUAAUCAGUGAAGAAACAGAUAAUGACAGCGAAACUGUGCUAUCAGAAAGCAAAACAUGUAAAACAGAGUCUUCCACUCCAAACACAGAUCUGACAACUAUUGAGAACUCUGAAGCAGAAGGUUUUACUUAUUCAACAAAUGAAGAUGAAAAUGUAAUUCUAGAAGGGAAUGAAAUUCACAGUAGUGCCCCAACAACAUAUAUCCAGACUAUUGAAAAUGAAUAUAUAGUAGACAGUGUAACAACCGACAGUUAUGUUGAGGAGCAAUCAAAUGAAAAAACAGUGUUUGAAAGUGAGAAUAAUUCGGAAGCAGAUUUAGAAAGCAGUACUAUGGAAAUGCUUAGCGUGGGAACUGAUGAUGUUAAAGAACUUUCUACUGCUUCUGGAAUAACAGUGGCCCCAUUGCUGCCUGGUGUGGAAAAAUCUACAACAAUAAAAAGUAGUGACACAUAUUUUCCAGAAGAACCGUCUCAGCCUCCGAAUGCUGAAAGUGAUGAUAGCCUUACUACAGAAAACUUUAUUUUAUGGAAAGAAGACAAUGAUAUUCUUCCCACAAUCAACAGAGAAAUUCAGUCCACCCCUGUGACUUCUAUAUCUAAUGCUAUUUCCCCCACUCCCUCUGAUGACCAGUUGAAUAUCUAUGCUUUGGUUCCUACUCAAACAUUAAUUCCAAUUACCACUCAGUCUGCUGGUGAAAAUGUAAUUGAAGUAAAUUACACAGAGGACUAUGCUGGAAACACAGACACUAUUUUCCCCAAAAUGAGUAGUAAAAGUUCCAUUUCCCGGGGACAUAAGAAUAAUUAUAAAGCUGAACCUACUACAGUGACUACAUCUACAGGAAAACCAAAAACAGACAGUCGACUGAAGACUACAAUGAUCCCAAAUACUAUUAUUAAUGCAGUGCCUAAGAAAAACAUGGUGACUCCCACAGUUCAGGGGUCAACAAUUAGAACAAAUUAUCUAACAAGUACAACUACAAAAAUAAGUACAACUACAACAAUAAGUACAAAUGGAAAUAUUAAUAUCCAUAGACGUCGACCAAAUGGGAGAAGAAAACGUCCAAAUCGGUACAAAUUACGUCAGAAUCAGAUUGUUCCAACAGUACAACCAGUCUUAGAUUAUUUUCCUCAAAAGCCAGUUGCACCACCAACAAAAGAACAGGUCGUCACUAAUGAUCACAUAAGACCUACUGAGUUUAAAAAUGUUUACACCAGUGCUGUUCCAUCUUCUACACCUGCAUCUAAUACUAAAAUAAUUGGAUUGCCCAUUCCCACCCCUAUAACAACACUACAAAUAGUCCAGACCCAAAGGGUAGGUGAACAUGAGCAUGUAAACAAUGUAAAUACCUUACAUCCCAUUGUUAACACAGAUUCCAAUACUAUACAAAAUGUCCAGACCUCAACAUUGGUUGGGAAAAACGAUGCAGUCAGCACCAGUCAUAUUACAAAGUCCAAUACCUUGCAUGUAACUACAAAGCCAUCUAAGUUUUCAAAAUAUACAACUACUGUUCCAUAUGCCAACUCAAUUGAGUCAACUACAGGAAUUCAGUCUGAAUCUGAGUUGUACCCAUUAACUGUUACAGAGGAACCUUUAAAAAUAACAACUACUGCCGGUAUAACAGAACAUAUCUUUCAAUAUUUAGACAAUGUUCAGAGCAGUCCAUAUCCUGAAUCUAUGCCUUUGGUCACUGAUUCCCCUGUGUCUACCACUAAAAUACCUGUAGAAACCACAGUUGGACAUACUACUUUGAGGCCUGAAACGAAAGAAAGAAAAGAUUCAGCCACAUUCCCUUCAAAAACCGAAAGGAAAACAGUAUAUUCAUACAAAGGAAAUAGGGAAAGUACCACUAAGCCAUAUCCAAUGACUACUCAAAGCUCUCAAAUUAAGUUUAGGCCAUUUACAGAGAAGGUUUUCAUUCCUACUGCUCACUUACAUUUGCCUACAACCCAAGCUACAGCUUCUACAAGGACCAAAUAUCAUGAAAUCAUAGUUCCAACAGCACCAUCAAAAGUAAAAAUAGCACAAACAAGCACCCCAUCUUCCAGGCAAAAUGAACUGGACCAGCUUCCACACAUUCAAAACAAAAUGCUUUUUCCACAAAUACAAGGACGAUUUAAGGACAAUUAUGUGGCAAUGUCAAAUAACAGCGUUUUAUAUAAUACAAAAUUACAUCAGUCACGACUACCUAUUAAUCAAAAUAAUGUGAACCCUCCAGUUCAUCAUGGUCCUGUUCGUGGAACCAAGAGACCACCUUAUUUUGGCACCCAAGGACCAUUACGUUACUUUGUUACAAACCAACCAUUUGUGAUGACAAACAAGCCAGAGAUUACAGCAUAUACAGCACAAAGCAAUCAAGAGAAAAAAACAUUUCCUUCUCAACAGUUAACAACAAAACCAUCCACAACAACUACAACAGUUGUACCACUAUUUAGACCAAAACCAAUGACUCCAAGUCGAUUUAAUCUAGGGCAACGCAUAUCGCCCUAUUAUAGACCUGCAGGAAAUACUCUCAAUAAUAAUGGUAAAGACAUAGUUGCAAGAAUUCCUUAUCAAGGAAAUCCAUAUUACUUAAAUCCAAGAUUCCAUUAUCGUUUUAACAGGACUAAGCCCAUCAUAUUUACUGCUACACUUAAACCUCCUAUACCUACCAAUUUGGUUCCAGACAGUGCAAAUAAAAAAAACACUUAUGUAUCAGCUGCAAAGACAACAAUAUCAAGUGCCAUAAUUAAAGCCACGGUUGCACCUUUGCCAGUGAUACCUGUAACCAAGCCUGCAACACAAAAACAAAUGCAGCUGACUACUCCUUAUAUUGUACAUACUCAAACACCCAAAUCCAGCUCAACUAUUCAGCUAAACAGGUACUUUAAUCACAUAAACAACAAACCAUCAAUUGUCGAAGGAGCUAAACUGACAAAUCUCAAUGAAAUACAGUCUUCAGUAACUCAAAGACCUCAAGGAAUCAAGCCACGGAUUACAACCACUGGGCUACAGUCAUUAUCUGUGCCUUUUGAAACGGAUGCUGUUAUACCAUGUGAAACCUUUGGUGAUCCUAAGCCUUCCAUUACCUGGACAAAAGUCGCCACUGGGGCAGUAAUGUCAAAAAACACAAGGAUGCAACGAUAUGAGGUCUUGGAAAAUGGAACUCUUAGCAUUCAGAAACUUCAGCUGCAGGACCAUGGACAGUAUGUGUGUACUGCACAGAACCAGCAUGGCAUCGACAAGAUGUAUGUGACCCUGACUGUGGUUGUCCAACAGCCUCGAAUAUUAGGAUCUCGUUAUAAGGAUGUUACAGUGUACAUUGGAGAUACAAUUUCAAUGGACUGUCCUGCUAGUGGUGUUCCAUCUGUACACAUUUCUUGGAUAUUCCCUGACAGAAAAAUAAUACGGACUGUAUCAGCUACAGAGAGUCGUAUUAUGCUUCAUGAAAAUGGAACAUUGAUAAUUAAGGAAACAACUUUUACUGACAGAGGAAUUUUCAAAUGUGUUGCCAGUAAUGUGGCAGGAGCUGACAGUCUGACAGUAAGGCUUCAUAUUGCUGCCUUGCCUCCAAUUAUUAAACAGGAAAAGCAAGAGAACAUUACCCUUCCCCAUGGUCACAGUGUUUAUAUCCAUUGUUCUGCAAAAGGUGCUCCAUCUCCAAGUAUACGUUGGGUUCUUUUUGAUGGAACCCAGGUCCGGACAUCCCAAUUUGUAAAUGGAAAUGUGUUUGUUUUUCCAAAUGGAACACUGUAUAUAAGAAGCUUAUCACAGAAAGAUACCGGAAAAUAUGAGUGUGUUGCCACAAACAUCGUCGGAGCUGCCAGAAGGACAAUUAUGCUUGAUGUAAAAAAGUUAGCAAGUAAUGCCAAGAUCACUGCAAGUUCACCCCAAAAAACAGAUGUCACAUAUGGAAGCACUCUGCGCCUGGACUGCAGUGCAGCUGGUGAUCCAUGGCCAAGGAUACUGUGGAGACUUCCCUCUAAACGAGUGGUGGAUUCAUUCUUCAGCUUUGACUCCAGAAUCAAAACUUACUCCAAUGGAACGCUUCUCAUUUAUUCAGUUACUGAAAAAGAUGCCGGAGACUAUUUGUGCAUGGCUCGGAACAAACUUGGAGAUGAUUAUGUGGUUCUCAAAGUAAAUGUGAUGAUGAAACCUGCUAAAAUUCAGUAUAAAAAUGAGGUGGACCACAAAGUAAUGUAUGGAGGAGAUUUAAAGGUCGAUUGUAUAGCUACCGGUGUCCCUAACCCUGAGAUUUCUUGGAGCCUUCCCGAUGGAAGCAUGAUCAAUAACAUUAUGCAGUCAGACGACAGUGGCACCAGGACAAGAAGAUAUGUUGUAUUUAAUAAUGGAACCUUAUAUUUUAAUGAAGUAGGAUUGAAGGAAGAAGGGGACUAUACAUGUUAUGCUAUAAACCAAAUCGGACAAGAUGAGAUGCGUGUUAGCGUUAAGGUAGUAGCAGAAAAAGCAGUUAUUAAGAAUAAAACCCACUCUAUAAUACAUGUGCCUUACGGAGAUGUAGUCACAGUUUCAUGCGAAGCAAAAGGAGAACCUGUUCCCAAGAUCAUCUGGCUCUCCCCUUCAAAUAGACCCAUCCCUUCUUUGUCAGACAAAUAUCAAAUUUACAGAGAUGGAUCUCUUCUGAUUCAAAAAGCACAAAGAUCUGAUAGUGGAAACUAUACUUGUAUAGCACAGAAUACUGGUGGAGAAGACAAAAAGAUUGUGCAAAUCCAAGUUAAGGUUUUGCCACCAACAAUAAAUGGCUUCUCUAAUCAAAUAACCACUAUAAAACAAUUAGCAAUGAGAGAUUCUCGACUUAUGCUAGACUGCAAAGCUGAAGGAGUCCCAACACCGCGGGUCAUGUGGGCAUUUCCUGAAGGAGUGAUACUUCCUGCUCCUUACUAUGGAAACAGAAUUACCGUACACCGUAAUGGUACACUUGACAUCAAAGUUUUAAGGAAAACUGAUUCAGUACAGUUAACUUGCAUAGGUCGCAAUGAAGGUGGGGAGGCAAGAUUAGUCGUACAUCUGAUGGUUACUGAUCCAACAGAAAAACCUAAAUUCAAUACUGAGAAUGAAAAUAUUGUUGUGGGUGAGGGACAAUCAGUAAGCUUAAAUUGUUCAUCCAGAGGAAUUCCAGUGCCUGAGAGAAUAUGGUUUCUUCCAAAUGGAACUGAAGUUCACAAUGGUAAACAGCUUCACAGAUUAUACCAUAGGAAUGAUGGUGCCUUGCUCAUUGGGUCCAUCGCUGUAUCUGAUGCUGGAACCUAUCGGUGCAGGGCUAUAAAUAUUGCUGGAUUUGCAGAUAAAUUGAUUACUUUACAGAUCGGCCGUAAACCACAAAUGAAGAAUAAUUACAAUAAUUUAAUCAGCAUAAUUAAUGGUGAGACAUUACAACUUCAUUGUUCAACACAUGGAGAGUCCCAGACACAGAUUUCAUGGACACUGCCUAAUGGUGUGAUUCUUGAUGGUCCACAAACUAGGGGUCGUGUUUCCUUGUUACAGAAUGGUACCCUUGUCGUGCGUGAUACAUCUGUGUAUGACAGAGGAAGUUAUGUAUGCAAAGCAACCACACAAUAUGGCUCAUCAACAAUGAAUGUUCCUGUGAUCGUCAUUGCUUAUCCUCCACGCAUUACCACUAGUCCUGCUCCUGUUACUUAUGCAAGACCUGGAAGUUCUGUCCAGUUAAACUGCAUGUCAAUUGGCAUCCCAAAGCCAGAAAUCACAUGGGAAUUACCUGAUAAAUCUGUUUUGACUGCAGUGGCUCAAUCCCGUUUAUAUGGAAACAAGUUCCUUCAUCCUCAGGGGACACUGGUUAUUCAACACUCUUCAAAAAGAGAUACAGGAUACUACAAAUGCACAGCUAAAAAUAUACUAGGGGCUGAUACAAAGACAACUUACAUACAUGUGUAUUAGGAGAUAUCAUUUUACCGGUAAAUGCCCAGGACGACUGCCACACAAGUGCAAAUGAUACUGACUUAUUUGUAAAUGGUUUUGAUAAAUCUCAGAGGUGUCUCUCAGUCACGGUGAUGAAGUGAUUCUGAGAGCUGCUUGGUGAUAUUAAUACCCUAUCCACAACUGAAAUAAAGAGUCUACAUUAAUUAGUAAGGACGAUGAAAUCCAGAUAAAGCCAAAGGUAGCAAAAACCAGGCCCAUCUUGUUAUGGUUAGUGAGUAAUACAAUGUAUUGUUGCCUUUUUUUGCACCUUACUACCAAAGAAGUAUUAAUUCCACAAACAUGCUGCAGCAAUUUUUGUUUAACUUGUAUAAUGUAAUAACUUUCCCUUAACUAUUAUAACGUGAACCCUUUGGCGUUCUAAAGAGGGCUAUAAAAGCAUUACUUUCAAUGCAUUUAAAGCCCUUUAGAUACAAAAGGGUAAAACACCUUUCUGUAUGAUAGCACUGCUGUUUUAGUAACUCUUUUAUGUACAAACAUAUACCUUGGAGCUGAUAUUUCAUCAUGUACCAUUUCUAUCACACCUCUGAACUGGACUUUGAUAAACCUGUUGAUAUACAAAUCGAUAAAGAUCCCUUAACUGGUGCUUAAUGCAUAUGUUUUAUAUAUAUUAGUUAUCUUGUCAUGAGACACAAAGUCAGUCUAUCGAUGUCUCAUUUUAUAAAUUAUUGGUCUUUAAAAGACUUUACGCAAAACUGUGUUUAUAUUAUUAAAUCGAUGUACUGUACAUUUUAUAAUAAAUAUUAUUUUUCCGAACAACCA
Messenger RNA from Xenopus tropicalis (tropical clawed frog), 9822 nucleotides. RefSeq names its product matrix-remodelling associated 5 (gene mxra5). Gene Ontology annotation, cellular component: extracellular region. Bases 466 to 9021 code for a protein of 2851 amino acids. Lineage: Eukaryota; Metazoa; Chordata; Amphibia; Anura; Pipidae. The record is from RefSeq and is a predicted model, not a curated record. The transcript is spliced from 7 exons.